UACUGCGCCAUUUUUAGGUUACAACUGGACCGGAUACAGGCUCAAGGCAUUUCGAAAUGAACUAAAACGUUAUUCAAAAUCUUAGAUUCUAGUUUUUACUGGUGGCCUGAUUCGAAAAUAAAAAUAUAAUAAUAAAAAAAUUAAAAAUAAUAUAGAACAUAGACUUGCAUCAACGAGUUAUGAAUCGCAUUGAAGAAAUACCAGGCAGGAUAAGGAGAAAUUCAGUUUUUUUUUAUUCAAAUGUGUUAAUUAAGUCAUUUUAUUCGGUUUAUAUCAAGAGUAAAUAUGUUAAUUAUAUGAAUUUUGGGUAACUCCCACAGGGCCAUGAGUCAGUGCCCCAUCCGUUUGGAAACUGACAAGUAUAUUUUCAUAUAAAAAAAUCAAUAAACAUUUUCCAAUAUUAAAACAUAAAAUUCGUAUUUGUGCUGUGUUGCAAACUUCUUCGGUCACUCGCUCCGCGUGUACCAAAUACAACUCGUAACUGAAGUGGUUACUUGUUACUUUCGAAAAUCGAUGAAAUCGGUAACUAACGGUAAGUCCUAUGGGAUCGUCGUUGGUACAGAAAUGAUCACCAUCGAAAAAAAAUUUUUUUUGUCUGUCCGUUCUCCGUUCUCGUCUUUUGGUUUUUCCUGAAUAACUUUCGAAUCGUUGGAGCUACAAAAUUGAAAUUUGCCUCCUUUUUAACCCUCCACGAGGCACAUAAGCUUAUAAGAAAUGGCACUGAUCCGACGCCGGUACCCAUCUUUUUUCGCGAUUUUCGACUGUUUUUUGGACCUUGCUAUUAAACACGGUAAGUGUCCGAAAUUUGAAGCAAUCGACUUUAUAUUUGGCACCUAUAUGCAGCUUGCCCCUUGACGGAAUCUAUUGAAAGUUAGGGGCUGGGGAUUGGGAAGUAUUUUUAAAAAAUUAAAAAUCGCGUGUGCAAGGGUCUAUAAAAAAGACCAUUUUUUAAAAACCGUUUACAAGACGGCAAAAAUUCUUGAACCAGAAGACGCAGAGGAAACGACUCCAUAAACUUUUAUUCUUGACAAUUUUUCAAAAAUAUGCUAGGUGCGCCGCAAAUUCAAAAGAAUGGGUCCCCCCAUUAUUGAAAAUUGGCAAUAAUUUCAAAUCUGUGUUUUAGAUGUCAGUUUCUUUUACAUGACGAUAUAGCCCAUAUAAACAGCUUAAACUUUUGUAUUUACGGUUUUUAAGUAUUGUACAGGGUGUUCGCAAUAUUCCGUCCAAUAUGGAAAAACAUAAUAAGUACUCCAAAUUUGCAGCUACCGACUUUAGACUUGGGAGAGAAGUGGACCCACAUUUAGACUCUUUAAAUUGGGAGCAAUAAAGUAACGCGAAGUAUUUUUUUUUAAUUCUUGAUUUUUGUUUGUCGUUAAAUUUGGCAUCCAGAAAAACAUCUCUUCCUCCAAAGCAAUUUAUCAGAACGGAAAAAUUUUACAUCCGUAAUACGUAAUACGUAAUCCGUUCAAACAGUGCUAUAGGCCAUAUUUACGGUUUUCGUCUAUCACAUACGCUGUUCAGGAUAUUUGAAAAAAUCCAAAUGAAAAUCACCAUUUCUCGCCCUCAAUCUAGAUGCGAUGACGUCAUUUACUAUUACCACGUACUGCAUGGUUUCAGAAAACAAGUAGUUUUUUGAAAACCAUUUAACCCAUUGGAUAAAUUGGGAUACCAGAAAACUGAGGAGAUCCAAGGCUAUAUUCUCUAUUUAGAACAUUGUUGGAAUUAUAUACAGGGUACGUCGUUUGUAGGCAAAAAAUUCUAAUAGAUCCUAGAAAUUUCCGCUUUUGUGGGUGAAUUCUUGGCGAUAAAUGAAAAACUUUUAAAGAUUUGGUAAGGGGGAGCGAGAUAUUUGAAAAAAUAUAAUUUUAAAUUGCAAUUAACAGUACAAAUUUUAAUAUUUACUGAAGUUUGGCGUAACUUUGAAGUUCGACGAGAUGUGAAGGACACUUUAUACAGGGUGUAUUCACAAUCAAAUUACAUCGAUUUGUGAAAGUUAAAUAGUGGUCUGCAGGAGCACGAUAGAAAAACAUUGCGUCCCUCUAGGACAAGAAUCCGCGAAGCGCCUUCUUUUUAAAAUGAAAAGCUGAUUCCCUCUAUUUGCUAUGAACUUUCCCCGCUCACCGACAAUUUUUCGGAAGCAAUCUUGUUACACAAUGUACAAUUAUAGUUCUGUAGUAGAUAUUAACAAAGUCAUCAAUAAUCAAUAGACCAAAUUCCAAUAGUACAACACUUUCUGUGGGUGGUAAAUGAUUUGACGGUUUAAUUUAUCAUCUAGCAUAAAAAAAAUUGUUUUUAUUUCUCACAUGUUGUUGCUCAUAAUCGCCCAUAAUCUGUCAUUUAUCAUGAAACACCCUAUGUGCCCCAGAAAAAUGCUCUCACAAUACAUAAAUUCGGGAGCAUCUUUUUACAUCGUUUGUCGUUGUCUUUUCUUAUAAGCAAUUCUCACUAUCCAUAUUUAGUUAUUGCAUUUCAAGGAAAGUGUUUGCACACAUACAUCAUAAUUUUAUUCCUUUUUUUAAAUGGCACAUUAUUUUUAUAAAUCUAUUUUCGAAUUCGCUUACUUUGUAUGAGAAAAUAACAAAAAACAAAUUUAAUUUUGAAAUGAACGGGAGCUAGUACCAGUAAAGUUCUUAAAUUGUCACAAUUGCAUUUCUGUCAGGAAAGAAAGUAAAUAUGGCGCAUUUAAAUGAUACUCGGCGAAUUGAAAUUCCAAUUCAAUUUUUUUUUAAUAUGGGAAUAUGGAGACAAAACGAGAACUCAAGAAGAAGCUUGUAAUAUGCUUAACGCAGGAUAUCCAGCAAGAUUCACAGUGAGGAAAAUUAAGACAAAACUUAGAGAAACUGGGCAUGUUAAAGAAAGAAGAGAGGAAAAAAUUCAAUGGAGUAAUAUCUGGAGAUCAUGUAUCACUUACAACAAACAAGUCGCUAGUAGACGAAGAAUGGUUCCACGGGGUAUUGCCCCGAGAAGAGGUGGUUAGACUGCUCACGACAGACGGUGAUUUUUUGGUGCGAGAAACUACAAGGAACGACGAAUGUCAAACGGUUUUAUCCGUGUGCUGGAGCGGCCAUAAGCAUUUUAUCGUCCAGACAACGGCCGAAGGCCACUAUCGAUUCGAAGGACCUGCAUUUCCAACCAUAAGGGACUUAAUAUUGUACCAGUUCAAUAGCGGAUUGCCUGUUACGCAAAGAUCAGGUGCCGUUUUAUACAAGCCCAUACCCCGUGAAAGGUGGGAAUUGAACAACGACGAUGUGCAGCUGUUGGAUACAAUUGGGCGGGGAAACUUUGGGGAUGUCUACAGGGCCCAAUUGAAAAACAGUAACGAAGUCGUAGCGGUAAAAACCUGCCGAUUGACAUUGCCAGAGGAACACAAGAAGAAGUUCCUCCAAGAAGGGCGAAUUUUAAAGCAGUACGAUCAUCCCAAUAUUGUGAAACUCAUCGGUAUUUGUGUCCAAAAGCAACCAAUUAUGAUUGUAAUGGAGUUAGUGCCUGGCGGCUCCUUGCUCAAUUUCUUAAGAAAGAAGGGAUCGGGUCUGGCCGAAGGGCAGCUAAUGAAAAUGUGUAUGGAUGUGGCGGCCGGUAUGAGAUAUCUUGAAUCGAAAAAUUGCAUUCAUAGGGAUCUAGCGGCUCGUAAUUGUUUAGUAGGUUACAAUAACACUGUGAAAAUCUCAGAUUUCGGAAUGUCCCGGGAGGAGGAAGAAUACACAGUUUCAGAUGGCAUGAAACAGAUACCAAUAAAGUGGACCGCUCCAGAGUCUCUGCAUUUUGGCAAAUACACGUCCCUCUCUGACGUCUGGAGCUAUGGGAUAUUGUGUUGGGAGAUAUUUUCCCGGGGAGCCACCCCGUACAGCGACUUGAGCAACUCCAAGGCCAGGUUGAAAAUUGACGAGGGUUACAGAAUGCCAGCACCCGAAAACACACCAGACGAAAUGUACAGGCUAAUGUUAAGGUGUUGGGAAUAUAAGCCAGAAAACCGACCAAAUUUUGAACAAAUUUAUACUGUAGUUGAAACCCUGUGUGCCGCCUACAGAUUUUGCUAACAGUUAAAGUGUAUUCUUUGAAGGUCAUUAUGAGGGACCUUAAAAACUUUGUCAAAGGGAAUUUCAUUGAUCUGUGAUCCGAAAUUUGUAAAUUAAGCUCAUGGUUUGUAUAUAAUGCUGUAAUCUCAGAAUCUCUGUAGGACAGAGGGAAUAUAAGGGAUGUCCAAAUUUGACCUUCAGAAUUUUUUUUUUUUCAUUACCAGCCUUUCUAUUCAAUGACAGUUGUUACAUAAAAACUGUGGCUAGUUCCUAGGUGAUAUUUAUAAUUUUUGCUCUUUCGUUAUCUAUAAAAAUUAUCACUUGAGAUUUUUACUGCCUAAUUAGUAUUGGUAAUCUGCCGUUAUGCUAAAUCGUAACAGAAACCACAUUUCUUACUACAUCCGACAACUGCAAAAAGUUAUGCAUUUUGAAAGAAAUUUUAAACUUCUAAAAUUAUUGCAUCAGUAGCAGUUUUGCAGACCAAUCGUUUAUUACUUAGUCAACAGAAAAAGCAAAUAUUUUUUUAUUUUUAUUUUUUAAACUAGGGUACUUAACAUCUGACUACAGAAAAUUUCAAUUGAAGGGCAAAUUUGGUCACUUGGACUGUAUAUAAUUAACAUUGAUGCAAGUCAUUUGGUUCUUAAUGUUGCUAUUGUAAAACGUUGGGAUGCUCCAGCAACCAUAUAUCUUACUGAAUGAAUUAAAAGUUAUUUAAGAAAGGUUUUCAUUAAUUUUAAAGAAUAACCAACAAGUCAUUAUUGCUAUGCAUGACUUUAGACUGAAAAAAAGUGGAUAGAGUGAAACAGGUGGAACUUGUUUGAAUCUAUUUGGCUCCUGGCAUUGAAAUUCUAAUUAACAUUAAGGUUAAAGUUUUCAGGCUUUGAAUUAGUUUUCACCAGUGAUUAUUUAACAUCAUAUUAAUUUAGUGUUUAUUUUUAAAAAGACUGAUUACAAAUGACAUUUAUUAGCACUCCAUAGUUUACACACCGCAAAGCAAUUACAGUAUAAUUAUUGACAAAUGAUAUUACUGGUGAGCUAACCAAUUAACAAUGAAUGCAGUUUCCUAGAAUGUUCAAUUUGAUAUCUAUAUGUAAAACUUGAUUUAUGACGGAGGGUCGUGUUUGUAGCUAGGAGGAUAAUUUAUGAAGGCAAGAUAGUUGUUUAAAUUUAUUGUCAAAAGUGUUUUUGAAGAUUUUUUUUUAACUAUUAGGUUAUUGAAAAAAGUGAAUAAAACUAUAAGGUCGAAUUAUCAUUGGCAUAAUGCGCCUAGAAUCCAGUAAUUUAGCCUUUUGUAGUAGAUAUGAAGUCUGAACUGUGUAAUCAGAGGUUCAACUUGAACUUAAUCGGUACAUGCUCGAUGUUUAGUGUGUGAAUGAAUUUUAAUUAUAUACGCAACCUUUGAUUAUAAAUGCUGUUUGUUAUACUAUAAGGUAAACAACUAGAUUAAAAGAAACCAGGAGCCAAUUCUCUUUAACUUCAUUCCUGAAAUACUUAAUCAAUUUUAAUAUUUCAAUUCGAUUACAAAUUAGAAACAUGCUAGCAAUUGACUUAGGUUUCUAGAUAGGGUGGUGGACUUGGUUCAAAACUUGAAUUAAACAGUAUUUUCUUUCAUGCUUGAAGUAUUUUCAUCACAGGCAACCACUCCAAAAAAUAUGUGCUCUGCCAAAAUUAUAUUUUGUGCUUAAUAAUUAUCACCCACCUAAAGUUUCUAAAUCACCAUCACCCAAAUUUUUGACCCCCCCUUUGAAUUGUCUACAAUUUACUGUCAACUACUUAAAGAUAUUUGAAGCCAUGUCGAUUAUGUGUCAUACUUUUUUUUGAAAUUUAUGCAAUUGUUAAUUUCAAAUUUAAUAAACUUAAAUAAAAUUUGUUUUAUAUGUUUAUAAGUACCUUAACUGUGAUUACUUGACAUAUUUUAUUAAAUAUUUUA
This is a messenger RNA of Cylas formicarius (sweet potato weevil), 5946 nucleotides long. RefSeq names its product tyrosine-protein kinase Fer (gene FER). Gene Ontology annotation, molecular function: ATP binding; non-membrane spanning protein tyrosine kinase activity. The record is from RefSeq and is a predicted model, not a curated record. Gene Ontology annotation, biological process: peptidyl-tyrosine phosphorylation. The transcript is spliced from 7 exons. The coding region runs from base 2847 to 4037 and encodes 396 amino acids. NCBI's taxonomy places the organism in Eukaryota, Metazoa, Arthropoda, Insecta, Coleoptera, Brentidae.